Rotaria sp. Silwood1 is the source of this 1058-nucleotide messenger RNA. NCBI's taxonomy places the organism in Eukaryota, Metazoa, Rotifera, Eurotatoria, Philodinida, Philodinidae. The record is from the annotation of a GenBank genome assembly.
AUGUUAAAAGAGAAUAAUAUUAUUCAUAUUUAUUUAUCUCGAUUAGGCAUUGCUUUCAAAUACAACUGUGAUAAUAAAAUAAUAACUUCUCGUGAAUAUUCUGAUAUGUACAUCGACGAAGAUCAAUGGUUCGGAACAUUGACAGGUUUAAAAUCAGGUCUUCUUCUUUCACCAAUUGCAAUUAUCAAGCAAAAUAAUAGUCACUAUCUAUGUCGAAAAUUAAUCGUUCCUUUUGGACAAGUUCAAGCAAUCAAGAAAUCGAAUGAGGAUCAUCAAACUGUGAAUAUAGAACGAAAAUCAUCAUCAACAUCAUUUAUUCAUGAAUAUUUUGUUUUCAUUUUGAAUGAUCGAUUACGUAUUCUUCAACCAACUGAUAGUCCAGCAGGUUGGCUCUAUUUAGCAUUGUUACAUGCAAUGACAUCACAUCCUUUACCAGACCAAUAUAUGGGAAUGACUGGCAUGGAACGUUGUUUUCAACUGUUGCAUUCUGCAGGCUGUUGGUCUACUCAACCCUAUGAUUCAAUUACACGAAAUAUUCUUCUUCAAAUUGCAACUAUUUCACCAAAACGUAAUUCGAAUUAUUUUAUUAAAUCAAAAACGUGUAUUCCAAUAACAAAUGAACAAAAAGAAUUUCCAAAAGAAAUUUUUCCUUCUACUGAUUCUCAAAUUAAUCCUCUCAGUGAUAUUACAAAUUACUUUAAGAAACAUUUAACUGAAAGUUGGAAGAAAUUUAAUUUGACUGAAGAAUAUGAAACAGAGUUUCCAUCCAUGGAAGAAAUCAAUCAAUUUCUUGAUUCUUUUCGUCAAGAAUCCAUACAAUUGUGGAGCGAAUUAGUAAAUUCCAUCACACUAACAAAUGAUUUUCUCGUCAAAAUGGGUUUAGUAUCUCGAAUUGUACCAACAAUUUUGAUAUCUGUUCUUCAACAAAUGUGGUUAAAUGAUAAUGAAUCAAAUGUAUUAUUCUUGCAUUUGACAUUUGAACAGCGUACACUACUUGGUGGAAUCAUAGUUAACUGGAUUGUAGAACAGCAGCUCGAGAGAGCUUUACAUUUUGCUAA